Malaclemys terrapin pileata is the source of this 1977-nucleotide messenger RNA. RefSeq names its product zinc finger protein 501-like. NCBI's taxonomy places the organism in Eukaryota, Metazoa, Chordata, Testudines, Emydidae. The record is from RefSeq and is a predicted model, not a curated record. The coding region runs from base 241 to 1584 and encodes 447 amino acids. The transcript has 2 exons. Gene Ontology annotation, biological process: regulation of DNA-templated transcription. Gene Ontology annotation, molecular function: RNA polymerase II cis-regulatory region sequence-specific DNA binding; DNA-binding transcription factor activity, RNA polymerase II-specific.
AAUGACCUCUCCUCCAUGUUCAGAUGGGCUGAGAAGGCAGAAUUGGUCCCUCUGCACCUUCUCCUUCGCUGGCUGGGUAUUGAGCUUAUCACCUGGUUUGGUUUGGUUUGGUUUACCAGUAUUUGCCAUUCACCUUUGCAGCACAGGGAAUGAAUGACUCACGUCUGGAUUCAGAAGGGAGCUGAUGGGUUCAGAAGGGAGAAUAAAGAUGACAGACCUCAGCAGGAAUGUCCCGAGUGAAUGGAACUGCAUGGGAUGUUAUCAGGAAGCGCCAAAGGGGAACUUUCCCAGAAUCGUGAAAAGGAAAAAGCCAGUGAGAGUCAGUCUUAUAAAUGCCCCGACUGUGGGAAAAGCUUCCACUGGAGCUCACGCCUUGCGAUUCAUCGGCAAAUCCACACAGGAGAGAAGCCACAUAAGUGUGCCGACUGUGGGAAAGGCUUCAAUUGGCGGGCACAGCUUAUCACACAUCGGAGAUGCCACACGGGAGAGAAACCCUUUACAUGCGAGGACUGCAGGAAUGCGAGGACUUUCAUGCGGAGCUCCAGCCUUACUGAACACAAGAGAAUACACAUGGGAGAGACACCUUACAAAUGCGACUAUUGCGGGGAAAGAUUUGCCUGGAGCUCAGCCCUCGCUGUACAGAGGAGAAGCCACACGGAAGGGGAACCCUAUCGAUGUAAAGACUGUGGGAAAAGCUUCUGCAUGAGCUCGGAUCUUAGUAAACAUAGAAGAGUGCACACGGGAGAGAGACCCUAUACAUGCCCUGACUGCGGGAAGAGCUUCAGAGUGCGCUCAAACCUCAUGGCACAUCGGAGGAUCCACACCGGAGAGAGACCCUAUAAAUGCCCUAAAUGUGAGCAAAGCUUCCGGCAGAGCUCCACCCUUCUUAAACAUCAGAGACUACACUUGCAAGAGAGGCCCUAUAAAUGCCCUGAGUGCAGGCAAAGCUUCUGUGUCAGCUCAGCCCUGACUGUUCAUCGGAGGAUCCACACAGGAGAGAAACCUUACAGAUGCAAAGGCUGUGGGAAAAGCUUCAGGAACAGCUCAUCCCUUAUGACCCACCAGAGGAUCCACACAGGAGAGAAACCCUAUAAAUGCCCCGACUGCGGGAGGAGUUUCAGCCAGCGCUCAGCCCUAUCUGCACACAGGAGCAUCCACACAGGAGAAAGACCCUAUAAAUGCGACUGUGGGGAAAGCUUCAUUGUGAGUGCUGACCUUCUCAAGCAUCAGAGAAUCCACACGGGAGAGAAACUCUACAAUUGCAAAGACUGUGGGAAAAGCUUCUGUUGGAGCACCAACCUUGCUGCCCACAGGAGGAUCCACAGGGGAGAGAAUCCUUAUAAAUGCCCUGACUGUGGGAAAAGCUUCACGGGUAGCUUAACCCUUAUUACGCAUCAGAGACUGCACAUGGGAGAGAGACCCUAUAACUGCUCUGAUUGCGGGAAAAGGUUCAGUCAGAGCUCAGCCCUUACUAAGCAUCGGAGAAUCCACACAGGAGAAAGAAGAGAACUCAGGAUGACAUGUUCAGUGAGAUCCUGCAAGCCAGUGCUGCAUCCGAUGGUGAACAGAGGGCCUGUAGGAUGAAUAUUGUAGACUGUGUGGCGAAGGAAAGAGUGGACAGGAGAAAGGCGCAGGAAAAGCAGAGGGAGAUGCACUAGGACAUACUUGGGCUUCUCUGGCAACAAGCACAGAUGCUGCAGACUCUUGUGGACCUACAACUUCAACAAACACAGGCUCGCCUCCCUUUGCAGCCCAUGGAGAACUCCGGGAUAGCACCUCCCUACACCCCUCCUCAACAUUCCACAUGACAUCAGGGGCUGCAUCCAUAGCCCUACCACUCCGGGGGACAUUAAGGACAACCACAGCAUCACAUACAUCAACCGUAGCUCUCAACAGCUGCAAAUUUUUCAAGUCUCCCUCCUCCGUCCCAAAGGCUAUCUCAGAUAAGGCGGCAAAAAAACACACACAAGAUGAAAU